Messenger RNA from Hypomesus transpacificus, 1445 nucleotides. It is a transcript of the gene tbx16, whose product is annotated as T-box transcription factor 16. Gene Ontology annotation, cellular component: nucleus. The coding region runs from base 1 to 1413 and encodes 470 amino acids. Gene Ontology annotation, biological process: regulation of transcription by RNA polymerase II; pattern specification process; positive regulation of DNA-templated transcription. The transcript has 9 exons. Gene Ontology annotation, molecular function: RNA polymerase II cis-regulatory region sequence-specific DNA binding; DNA-binding transcription factor activity, RNA polymerase II-specific. NCBI's taxonomy places the organism in Eukaryota, Metazoa, Chordata, Actinopteri, Osmeriformes, Osmeridae. The record is from RefSeq and is a predicted model, not a curated record.
AUGCAAUCUCUUAGAGACACGAAGCCCAACUUCAGCGGCCCAGUCCAGCCCCCCUUGACUGGGGUUCCGGAUGCUUAUCUCCAAGGCAACAUCAGGAUGACCCUGGAGGACUCACAGCUCUGGAAGUCUUUCAGUGAAAUAGGAACCGAAAUGAUCAUUACCAAACCCGGCAGGAGAAUGUUCCCUCAUUGUAAGAUCAGCCUUUCUGGUCUGAUUCCUUGUGCCAAAUACAUCUUAUUGGUGGACAUGGUCCCCGAAGAUGGCUUUAGAUAUAAGUGGAACAAGGAGAAGUGGGAAGUAGCAGGGAAGGCCGAGCCUCAGCCGCCCUGCAGGACGUACCUGCACCCAGACUCCCCGGCCCCCGGGAGCCACUGGAUGAAACAACCCGUGUCUUUCCUCAAACUGAAGCUCACCAACAACACCCUGGACCAGCACGGCCAUAUCAUUUUGCAUUCCAUGCACUGCUAUCACCCUCGGUUCCACAUCGUCCAGGCCGACGACCUGUUCAGUGUUCGCUGGAGCGUCUUCCAAACCUUCAUCUUUCCGGAGACUUCCUUCACCGCCGUCACUGCUUACCAGAACACCAAGAUAACCAAGCUGAAGAUUGACCACAACCCCUUUGCAAAGGGCUUUAGAGAUGAAGGAACCAAUUCGAAAAGACGUGCGAGUAGAAACCCAGCUUGCUCGGAGAAGAAAUCAAAGAAGCCAAACACAGAGAACAGAGACACUGACAAAGACAGUCCUCCAGACUUCCGCCAUUCGUCCUACGACGGCUUCCAGGAGGAGCCGGCCGACCCGUCCAAGAGGAAGGAGGGUGAGGUGAAGGAGGAGCGAUACUCCCCCUGGGCCUCCGAGAGGGGACAUGCUCAUGGCGGCCGGACAGAGUCCCCGGCGGAGGCAGACACCAGGGACAUGUACAACGCAGAGCAGCUCGUCCCAGCUCCGGCCUCGUACCAGCCCUACAGGUUCCACGAGCACGGCAAAUCUCCGUCUCCGCCCUCCAGCGUCGGCAGCAGCAGCGGCGGAUCCGUACGCUCCAGCUUUGAGUCCAGGAUCCACGACGUGGCCACGGUCCCCGAGCACGAGGCCUCCAAGCCCCCAGCGGAGCAGGGGCCCUCUCCCUGCGUCCCGCAGCCCCCCCCGGGCCACCAGGACUACGCGGGGGUCCUCAACAUGGCCAUGGCCCAGACAGCCAAACCCGGGGGGGUCCUGGGUCACCACAUUUACACCCCCUACAGCGCCGAGCAGUCCCUGGGCCAGUGGAGUGGCCCCGGCCCCGCCCAGUACCCCCCCCCUCCUCCUCCUCACCACCUGCCCACCGACUACACCACGCCGGCUGUCCACCACAGCUAUCACCAUGGCAACGUGGCGGAGUGGAGCCAGUACCCUCUCUUUUCCUACUCCUGCUGGUGAGCGGUUCUCCUGAGGGAGAGUGCCGACAGAGA